AUGGGUGUUGUGGAGGGUCUCUUAGCAUUUGCUUUGGCCCUGAAUGCGGUUGUGGUGUGUAAUGGAGGCACAAGCAGCACCUUCCUUAGGAAAUCCGAGAAGACGGUGGAUAUGCCACUAGACAGUGAUGUGUUUUCUGUUCCUUCUGGUUAUAAUGCUCCUCAGCAGGUUCAUAUAACGCAAGGUGACCUUGUGGGGAAGGGAGUGAUCGUGUCAUGGGUGACGAUGGAUGAACCAGGGUCGAGCAAAGUGCGUUACUGGAGUAAGAACAGUGACAAGAAGAAGACUGCAGAAGGGAAAAUUGUUACUUAUAGGUUCUUCAAUUACUCAUCUGGGUUUAUUCAUCACACCACCAUCAGAAAUUUAGAGUACAACACCAAAUACUACUAUGAAGUUGGCCUUGGGAACACAACACGGCAAUUUUGGUUUGUAACCCCUCCAGAAAUUGGCCCUGAUGUACCAUAUACAUUUGGUCUCAUAGGGGAUCUUGGUCAGAGUUUUGAUUCAAAUAAGACGCUUUCUCACUAUGAAUUGAGUCCAAGUAAAGGAGAAACUGUACUGUUUGUUGGAGACCUCUCUUAUGCGGAUAACUACCCGAAUCAUGAUAAUGUUAGGUGGGAUACUUGGGGAAGGUUUACAGAAAGAAGUGUUGCUUAUCAACCAUGGAUAUGGACUGCAGGGAACCAUGAAAUUGAUUUUGCUCCAGAACUUGGUGAAACCGAACCUUUCAAGCCUUUUACCCACCGUUACCAUGUUCCUUACAAAGCAUCUCAGAGCACUUCACCCUUCUGGUAUUCUAUCAAGAGAGCUUCAGCACACAUCAUUGUCUUGGCCUCAUAUUCAGCAUAUGGCAAAUAUACACCACAAUACAAAUGGCUUGAACAGGAGCUACCGAAAGUUAACAGGAAAGAGACUCCUUGGUUGAUUGUUCUCAUGCAUUCACCUUGGUAUAAUAGCUACAAUUAUCACUAUAUGGAAGGGGAAACAAUGAGAGUAAUGUACGAACCCUGGUUUGUGGAGUACAAGGUUGAUGUUGUGUUUGCUGGUCAUGUUCAUGCCUACGAACGAUCUGACCGUGUUUCUAACAUUGCAUACAAUAUUACAAAUGGUCUUUGCACUCCUGUGAAAGAUCCAUCAGCUCCUGUAUAUAUCACCAUUGGUGAUGGAGGAAACCUUGAAGGCUUAGCAACCAACAUGACGGAACCACAACCAGAGUACUCUGCAUUCCGAGAGGCCAGCUUUGGACAUGCCAUUUUUGACAUAAAGAACCGAACACAUGCUCACUACAGCUGGCACCGAAAUCAUGAUGGACUUGCGGUGGAAGCUGAUCAUAUUUGGUUAUUCAACAGAUACUGGCACCCAGUUGAUGAUUCCACUACUCAUUUUUCACAUUAA
Molecule: messenger RNA, 1395 nt
Organism: Sphenostylis stenocarpa
Lineage: Eukaryota; Viridiplantae; Streptophyta; Magnoliopsida; Fabales; Fabaceae
Source: the annotation of a GenBank genome assembly